Molecule: messenger RNA, 243 nt
Organism: Exophiala aquamarina CBS 119918
Lineage: Eukaryota; Fungi; Ascomycota; Eurotiomycetes; Chaetothyriales; Herpotrichiellaceae
Exons: 1
Coding region: 1-243 (80 amino acids)
Source: RefSeq, a predicted model, not a curated record
AUGGCCGGUUACGAAGAGAUACCUUCAGCUUCCACGCCGAAGCUCGAAAAGUUCCGCCUGUCAAUUCCCGAGCAAGACCUAAAGGACUUCAAGGGUUUACUUAGAAUUUACAAGUUGGCUCCGAAGACGAAUGAGAACCUCCAUCCCGAAAACAGCAAUUCCAGUGUCAGUCAUGCGCGGAUGACGGCCACAAAGGAUGAUUUGCUGAAUGAGUAUGACUGGGAUGCUCCGACGUUCCUUUAA